Triticum turgidum subsp. durum (durum wheat) is the source of this 2187-nucleotide messenger RNA. Lineage: Eukaryota; Viridiplantae; Streptophyta; Magnoliopsida; Poales; Poaceae. The record is from the annotation of a GenBank genome assembly.
AUGGCGUCCGCGCCGCAAAACACGGCGUCGACGCACAGGUCGGCGGUCGUCCGAGGCAUGCACGAGUUUCUCAUCGUCGGCUACAGCGAGCGUAAGCCUUUCGCCCGCCUCACCAGCGACCCCGCCCGCGUCCUCUACGACCUCAGCCACGGCAAUGCCCUCGUUAGGUACCACUCCAUCAACUCCGGUGCCUUCCAGGUCAGCAACUACACCUGGGAUCUCGUCUGCACCUUCGACGACCAAGACCACCUCACAUCUAUCACCCUCGACCUGCUCAGCACCGACAUAACCAAGGACGUGAUCGUCACGGCCAGCCUUCAGAUCGACGACCCGCGCGGCCAGUGGCCGCCCGCUGUGUGGCGAAGCGACGCCGCCUAUAGAUUCUCAACCAAUUUUAUUUCCAAGAGUAUGAGCUGGAAGCUGUCGCUCCCAGAUGCGUUCUGUGGGCACGAGGAGCGCUACGUCACCGACGACGACCGCCUCACCAUCCUCUGCACCCUCGGCAUUCUCCAAGAGGAUGUUCAGACCGCCGCAGAGGCAAGGAAGUGCUUGGUCUCCGUGGUGCCGGCGCCCACCAUCCGCCGGGAUUUCCAGCAGCUUCUACUACGUCCCUCAAAGAUACCCCCGUCAUCGAAGGUGACCUUCCUCGUUGAGGAUACCAAGUUCCGCGCCCACAGGCUUGUGCUUGCUAUGCGGUCGCCGGUCUUCGCCGCGGAGCUCUUUGGUCACAUGAGGGAGAGCACCACGCAACGUGUUAGGAUCGAGGACAUGCGUGCCUCCACAUUCAGGGCCAUGCUCCAGUUCAUCUAUACUGACGAGCUUCCCAUCAAGCCAAACAACGACGAGGAAUCAGGAAGCAGUCGUAAUAACUUCAAAAAAGAAUUCAUGGCGAGGGGCCGUGAAGCCAUGGUGCACAAGCUGCUUGUGGCAGCUGAUCGGUACGAUCUCGAGAGGCUCAGGCUCAUGUGCGAGAACAUACUAUGCGAGAGCAUCGAUGUGGAAACUGUCAUGCCGACUUUGCUGCUAGUGCGGGGCCGCCAAAGGUGUUGUCUGCUCGAGGAUUGCUGCAUCAAGUACAUAACAUCUAGUCCUGAUGUGUACCAAGCGGUGAGGGCGACCAAGGAGUAUGAGGAGCUCAAGGAAACAUGCAGCUCUUUUAUAAUUGAGAUCAACGAAAGAGUAGCCACACACAUGGCCCGCCACACUAGCUCCCCUUCUUCAUCCUUCAUUAUCCGUCGGCCAAUAGAAGAGAAGAGCACAUCCAGGUACAAGUUGGAGGUGGUCCGCGGCACACACGAGUUUAUGAUACCCAACUUUAGCUCCGUGCAAAGAAGCCAUGGUGUUGGCCAAGUAAUCACUUCAGACAUAUUCAACAUAGGCGGUUACGACUGGACGGUCAAUGUGUACCCGUCUGGGUACUCGGCGGAGGAGGGUGGGGAGCACAUAUCUGUCUACCUCCGUUUACGGACUGAUCCUGGAACUGCUAGGGUCAAGUUGUCCAAGGCGUUCCGGAUCGGUGAUCCUAAUGGCAAAUCACCGUCGAUUGUGCUUGGUUCAGAAGAUAUUUUUACCAAGGUACGUGAAACCUGGGGGUUUCAAAAGUUAAUCACGGUGAAUUCUGCAAAGUCACGAUACAUAGGGCACAAUGGUUCCCUUACCAUACGUUGCGACCUUGAAGUCCACACGAAGGCGUGCACUACAAGUACUAGCACCACCAUAGCCAAACCUAUGAUCGUCGUGCCGCCGUCCAACAUUGUCAGGCACCUCGAGCAGCUGAUGGUUAGCAAGCAAUGGUCAGACGUGACGUUCCUGGUCCAGGACAGUGAGAUUCACGCGCACUGGCUCAUCAUCGUCAUGCGGUGGCCGCUUCUAUACGAAAUGUUGGUGGCAUCGACCACCAAAAGUGUCGUACGGAUCGGUGAUAUGAAGGCCGUUGUGCUUAGGGCCAUACUGCACUUUGUCUAUACCGACGAGCUGCUUCCUGUGGAUAACACGGUGGUAGCCAGAGAAAUGCUGGAGGCGGCAUGCCGGUUCCGCUUGGAGAGGAUGAAGGCCAUGUGCGAGAAUUUGCUCGCUCAUCUUCUGUCGAAAGACAAUGCGAUGAGCACUCUGGAGCUGGCGUUGCGACACCACUGCGAGGGGCUCAAGAUUUACUGCAACGACUUCAUCAACCGUGCAAUGAAGUGA